GAAGAAGAAGACGACGAAGACUUCCUGCAAGUAUUUCCAACAUGGAGUCAAGCGGUUUGAAGCUAAAUUUCUGGGAGAACGGACCGAAGCCCGGACAGUUUUACUCUUUUCCCGGGGGCGACAGCAGCAGCGGACCGGGCACAUCAUGCGGGCCGGUCAGACACACACUUAACCCCAUGGUAACCGGGACGUCAGUGCUUGGAGUGAAGUUCACCGGGGGCGUCAUCAUUGCUGCAGACAUGUUGGGCUCGUACGGCUCUCUGGCCCGCUUUAGGAACAUCUCACGUCUCAUGAAGGUUAACAACAGCACCAUCCUGGGAGCUUCAGGAGACUACGCUGACUACCAGCAUCUGAAGCAGAUCAUCGAGCAGAUGGUCAUUGACGAGGAGUUGCUUGGUGACGGUCACAGCUACAGUCCGAAGGCGGUCCACUCCUGGCUGACCAGAGUGAUGUACAACCGUCGCAGCAGGAUGAAUCCUCUGUGGAACACCGUGGUGAUUGGAGGUUUCUACAACGGAGAGAGUUUCCUAGGUUAUGUGGACAAGCUGGGCGUGGCCUAUGAGGCUCCCACAGUGGCUACAGGCUUUGGAGCGUACUUGGCUCAGCCUCUGAUGAGGGAGGUGGUGGAGAACAAGGUGGAAAUCACUAAGCAGGAGGCCCGGGAGCUGGUAGAGCGCUGCCUCAAAGUCCUCUACUACAGAGAUGCUCGCUCCUACAACAGGCAUGAGAUCGCCAUAGUAACAGAAGAGGGCGUGGAGAUUAUUGGACCUCUGUCAUCAGAAACCAACUGGGACAUCGCUCACAUGGUCAGUGGGUUUGAAUGAGGAUGAGGUGUGACUGAUGAAGCCUUCCAUCAAAAACAAUUGCAACUUAUCUAACCCAGUUUAGUUUUUUUUUCUGAUGUUUAUUCUAACUUUUGUAUGAUGGAAAAUAAAUGUAAUAAAUAAAUAAAGGAAUUGCAUUGUU
Epinephelus moara (kelp grouper) is the source of this 966-nucleotide messenger RNA. It is a transcript of the gene psmb4, whose product is annotated as proteasome 20S subunit beta 4. The transcript is spliced from 8 exons. NCBI's taxonomy places the organism in Eukaryota, Metazoa, Chordata, Actinopteri, Perciformes, Serranidae. Bases 42 to 824 code for a protein of 260 amino acids. The record is from RefSeq and is a predicted model, not a curated record. Gene Ontology annotation, cellular component: proteasome core complex.